CCAGGCUCAGCCCCUCUGUCAAGAGCAACCAACUGGGCUGGCAGAGCAGCACACUCCACGGGCCAGGCGUUGGGAUACUCCUCACAAACAGGGAGCCUGCACUGGCCAGCCUACUCCUAAAUUACUCCAACACGGAGGGCCCAGCAGAAGGAAAACACUGAAGAGAAGGUCCUCAGGUCUGGAUGGACUCUACUGUAUGUGCCCACCAAAUAUCUGAUUAGCUUUCAGCACUUUAAGAAGUAGGGGGCGCUCUGCUACAUGUGUGACAAGCAGAAUCCCAGCGACUUCACUUCUGUCCAGUGGUGGGAUCUGCCCAAGGAAGGAGUCCAUAACUGCACCUCCAGGAUGAGGCACGCUAUGGUUCAAGCCCUCUGGCUAUGCUGACAGCAACCUGCAAUAAAUUUGGAGGCUCCAGUCCAGUGAGAGAUUCAGCAACUCCCAGCAAAACAGGAAACGGCAACCCUGUGAAGAAAGCCUACGGCCUGAGCUCCGAGCUCCAGACACCCAAAAGCAGCAGGAGUCCAGAAGGAAUGGGGGACCCGUAUCCUGGAUCGUUCGCCGGAGGAAAUGGACUCAUGACCCAAUCUGGAAGCCCACAGGCUUCCACCACCUAUGGUGCUGACUACAACCCCUUCCCGCAUUCUUUCCCACCUUCGUCCACUUCUCAGGACCCCUCGCUCUUAGUGUCUAAGACCCAUGCCUCCGCAGACUGUCUGACGAGUGUCUACACCUCCUUAGACAUGCCUCACCCUUACGGCUCUUGGUAUAAAGCUAGCAUCCAUCCUGGCAUCUCUACCGCUUCUGCAAAUCCAACAUCCUCCUGGUGGGAUGUGCAUUCCAACACCAACUGGCUGAGCGCCGCGCAGACACAGCCUGACAGCCUACAAGCUUCUCUGCAGCCCGUGCCCCCUCAGGCUUCUCUAAGCCCCCAGCUGCCUAGUUACAGUUCUGAGUUCACCUCCUUGAGUCCAACUCCUUAUUCCACAGUAGGACUUGGCUCUUCCUCCCAUCUGCUUCCCUCCAGCCAACAUAUGCUAACCCAGGAUAUGUACAAGCCCAAGCCAGUUGCCAACAGCUCACUGAUGGAAAGCCCAAUUGGUCUGAAACCAUCGAGAAGUUCUGGCUAUGGGGGGUCCACUCCCGGCCGCUCAUCUUGUGAUUGCCCCAACUGCCAGGAACUGGAGAGGUUGGGCGCUUCAGCCGCUAGUCUCAGAAAGAAGCCCGUCCACAGCUGCCACAUUCCAGGCUGUGGGAAGGUUUAUGGCAAGGCGUCCCACCUGAAAGCCCACCUGCGCUGGCACACGGGGGAAAGGCCCUUCGUGUGCAACUGGCUCUUCUGCGGCAAGCGGUUCACACGCUCGGACGAGCUGGAGAGACACGUGCGCACGCACACCCGAGAGAAGAAGUUCACCUGCCUGCUGUGCAACAAGCGCUUCACGCGCAGCGACCACCUGAGCAAGCACCAGAAGACACACGCUGAGGGGGUGGUGCCAGGGAAGCCGGGAACUGAAGGGGUGGACGGGGAACGGGAGGGCACUCCAGAAACGGGCUCUCCAGCCGGUAACGGGAUUCCCGACGGCACGGCCAACGAUGAAGAGAAGGCGACAAACGCCACCAGCCCCGAACACGCCGGAGGGCUUCUGGAGAUCUGAUUGCCAAGUAGAAGGACUUUUGGAAGAAACGGGGCGGGGCGGGGUGGAUGGGUGGGCGUGGUUUGUGUGCUAGGAUUGACAGCACCGUAAUAUUUCGAAAAAUAACGGAGCCAAAGACAAGUUGUGUGGUUGUGAGAGGAGAACGCCGGUUUGCCAUAUCGGACCUUUAUGCAGUGGACGAACGUGAGAGGUUUUCUUGUUGCGUCACCAGAAUCAUCAGGCUUUGAUCGGCCGCCUCCAAUCAGAAAUCAGUCGGCAUUUCCAAGAUCACGAUGGACACUUCCGGUUGGUUGUUGUCUUGUAUUCAGGACUGAACAGUGAACUGCAAGCUGCUGCCAUAAUCUCAGGCUGUACAACGGAAAAUGGGCGGCUGAACGCCGGUGACGUCAGAGAAAGGAACUAUAUACGGUAUAUAUUCUGUACGAAAAAAAAAGUGGGCCAAUGACCACACCGGAAUCCAGAUUGGAUGAACUGGACGGAAUCCGACUGCCCCGUCAUCUGGAGGACUUCAAACGUUCUGACUGGCUACGUGAGGGAGAGUGUUGAUGGACAUAUUGUGCUGGAAAUGAAUGGGCGAUAUGACGAAAUGAAUUACUAGUAUUAAUAAUAAUCGGGGAUUUUAAUUUAAGACAAACUAAAAUUAUACACAUAUUUAUAUAUUAAGUUAUGACCUAAAGUGCUGUAACUAACCACUUUUCUCCCCCCAACCCGAAAGACUUGACGCCCUUCUUAUAAUUACAGCACCUUGACAGGUCGAGAAAGCCAAAUGAAUAAACCGCUAAAUUGGGGGGUCGUUGUUAGCGUGUAACCUGUGACGUGUAAAGUUUUACGUUUAAAAAUGCUUUCUUUCUUUCUUUCUUUCUUUCUUUCUUUCUUUCUUUCUUUCUUUCUUUCUUUCUUUUUUAAUUAUUAUUAUUAUUAUUAUUAUUCGCUGUUUUUAGAAUAACGUGGCCGAUGGAUUAAGCUGUUUUAAAAGCAAGUGCCUUUUCACACACCAAAGAAAAAAAAAGUUUUAAUGCAACUUCUUGCUUCAGUAGUAAAUGCGAUAAUCAAAGUAGGCUUCUUUGUAUUUUUUAUAUUUGAAUUUAUCUUCUUUUUUUAAUUUUAACUUAUUUAUUUCAUCGUGUGUGACAGAGUACAGUUUAUCGCUCAAGCCGCAGUGAUUCACACUUUCUAGUUGAAAUGUCCGUGGGGCGUUUUGAGAUGUUAGUCGUAUUUAUAAAGUUUGGGUAUACGUUUCUGCUAUUUCUGCUACUAUAUUAAUAACUAGAUGGUCAAUGCAUGGCAACCACAUGAUUUCUUUUUUCCACAGAAGAUUAGAACGGAUUGAGUCAACUCCUGGUGAGUCCUCCAGACCACCAAGAAGGGUGGUUUGUACAUCCCCCCCAAAUUCACCGCAGCCUAAUUGAUCCUUAUGUUCUGCCGGGUAACAAGAUCUUCCGACAGCCGCGCGAGCUCAGCUGGGCAGUCUGGCUGCGGGCUGUGGAGAUGAAGAUGAGGACGGUCUGUCUGCUCUGCCAAGGGGGGCAUAUGCAGUCUUCCCUUUACUACUUCACCUUAAAAUACAGCCCACCCAAUUGUUUCUUCGGUUUUCACCCCAAUUCCGUUAUCCCGAACAUUAUAGACAGACCCCUUGAUGUUGUCCUCCCUAUUAAACCGCAUCACAAGGGAGGAACUGAACGACCCUGGGUGACACAUUAGCUCAUAGUUCCUAAUACUUCUGCUAAAAGUUCUUCACUCAAUGUUUAAUACUCAAAAGUAGAAAUACCAAAGUGCUUCUGCAGAGCAAUGGAAUUGGGGAACCAUUCUUGCUUAUCAAAAGUACCAUCCACGUGAAAGUUACAGAAAGAUUCUUUAUUUAUUUAGUGCAACGUACCCGCCAUGAGCAGACUGUAACAGAUCUGUGAAAUCUGAAAAAGACUCUCGUCACAUAUCCCACGGGCUGAGUUAAUCAGGUAGCUCCUAUAAAGAUUUCUGUUUUGUACGCAAAGCGCAAAGAACCAACUGCAUAUGCAAAGAAACCUUCCGGGAAUUAAAUAGGUCUGUAUCAAGCAAUGGUCCAACGGGGAAACUACACCGUGAAGUAAACUACCACUACAGAACCAGCAGCCAUUACAGAAUCGUGAUGUGUAUCAA
This is a messenger RNA of Erpetoichthys calabaricus (reedfish), 3788 nucleotides long. It is a transcript of the gene sp7, whose product is annotated as Sp7 transcription factor. The transcript is spliced from 2 exons. Bases 378 to 1652 code for a protein of 424 amino acids. Gene Ontology annotation, molecular function: RNA polymerase II cis-regulatory region sequence-specific DNA binding; DNA-binding transcription factor activity, RNA polymerase II-specific. Gene Ontology annotation, biological process: regulation of transcription by RNA polymerase II. The record is from RefSeq and is a predicted model, not a curated record. NCBI's taxonomy places the organism in Eukaryota, Metazoa, Chordata, Cladistia, Polypteriformes, Polypteridae.